CCUUGUCCUCCUCGUACCUCCUCUGUGAUCGCUGACCGGCAGCCUCGGGCCCGCGGUCUUGAGACCGAGCAUCAUGCCUUCGAUAAAGUUGCAAAGUUCUGAUGGAGAGAUAUUUGAAGUUGAUGUAGAAAUUGCCAAACAAUCUGUGACUAUCAAGACCAUGCUGGAAGAUUUGGGAAUGGAUGAUGAGGGAGAUGAUGAUCCUGUUCCUUUACCAAAUGUUAAUGCAGCAAUUCUAAAAAAGGUCAUUCAGUGGUGCACCCAUCACAAGGACGACCCUCCUCCUCCUGAGGAUGAUGAGAAAAAAGAAAAGCUGACAGAUGAUAUUCCUGUUUGGGACCAAGAAUUCCUGAAAGUUGACCAAGGAACACUUUUUGAGCUUAUUCUGGCUGCAAACUACUUAGACAUCAAAGGUUUGCUUGAUGUCACAUGCAAGACUGUGGCCAAUAUGAUUAUGGGGAAAACUCCUGGGGAGAUUCGUAAAACCUUCAAUAUCAAAAAUGACUUUACUGAAGAGGAAGAGGCCCAGGUACGCAAGGAGAACCAGUGGUGUGAAGAGAAGUGACGUGCUGUGCCUGACACAGUAACACUAGAAGGGUUGUUCCAAAUGCUAGUUGCACUGCUCUGUUUAUAAUUGUUAAUAUUAGAACAGUAGACAAACGCAGUCUCGUCCUCACUGCAUGUGUAGUUCCAGUAC
Molecule: messenger RNA, 697 nt
Organism: Arvicola amphibius (Eurasian water vole)
Lineage: Eukaryota; Metazoa; Chordata; Mammalia; Rodentia; Cricetidae
Product: S-phase kinase-associated protein 1
Exons: 1
Coding region: 74-565 (163 amino acids)
Biological process (GO): SCF-dependent proteasomal ubiquitin-dependent protein catabolic process
Cellular component (GO): nucleus; cytoplasm
Molecular function (GO): cullin family protein binding
Source: RefSeq, a predicted model, not a curated record